This is a messenger RNA of Talaromyces rugulosus, 546 nucleotides long. RefSeq lists its product as uncharacterized. The transcript has a single exon. The coding region runs from base 1 to 546 and encodes 181 amino acids. NCBI's taxonomy places the organism in Eukaryota, Fungi, Ascomycota, Eurotiomycetes, Eurotiales, Trichocomaceae. The record is from RefSeq and is a predicted model, not a curated record.
AUGCCUUUUCUCGGCCACGACGAUCCCGUCACGCGCGUGCGUGAUCUCGCUGACGACGAGACUUUUGUGCUAUCUGAAUAUGAAGGCCACGCCAGCAAGUGCUCGCGCUGCGUAGAUGCGCUCGACACCUUCCGCGAAGGCCGCUCUCUGUGUGAGCGUGGCCUGCAGUACGCCAGUGACGUUGCCAACUACGUUUUCAGCAGGGACGGCAAGGCCUUCUCUGCUGUCGACAAGGAGCGUGACGAGGUGAUGCUGGUGCGCAUCCCGCGCGGCUUCAAGGCAUCGCGUCGUCUUUUGCUCGCCAUCGAAGAAGGCUUGCGUCUACACAACCGUGACCGACCCGUCAUCAGCUACGACCAGAACUACCUGGUUGAGGCCCGACGCCCCUCGACCACCGAGCCCGUCACUGAGAUCAUCGAGCGUGCCCCGCGCACUCGCCGCCGCGUCAUUGUCUACCCUCGAUCGUCUCCCAACCGUGGCUCUCUCUACGAAACCGACCGCGCUGACCGUCAGGAGCGCCGCCAAUACGUCCGUGUGCGUCGGUGA